Chrysoperla carnea is the source of this 724-nucleotide messenger RNA. RefSeq lists its product as uncharacterized. The record is from RefSeq and is a predicted model, not a curated record. Lineage: Eukaryota; Metazoa; Arthropoda; Insecta; Neuroptera; Chrysopidae. The transcript is spliced from 3 exons. Bases 111 to 704 code for a protein of 197 amino acids.
CUUGAACUGUCCACUGAUGUGUAGUAAAUGAAUGCUGCUUUGAUACCAACCAACACUACUUACGAUAAACAACAAGAAAUAAAAUAUUAAUUAGUAUAUCAGUUAUUAAAAUGAAUAAGCAUAAAUUAAUUAAUAUUCUAUUUAUAUUUAUUACAAAUUAUAUUUGUGUAUUAACGCAAGACAUUGGAUUUCCUGAACAGGAACAAAAUCCAGAAUUCCUAAACAAAAAUAAUCGUCAACCAAUUUAUAUACCAGGAAGGUGUCCACAAAAUGAAUUAUUGUAUCCAGGAGAUCAUGCGGAUGAUUGGAUAUGUGAUUGUGCUCCAGGUUUCUUAUACUAUCCACUAAGAAAUUUAUGUUAUCCAGCAUAUAAACAAGGACCAUGUGAAAAAAAACAAUAUUUAGUAUUACAAUCGGAUUCAUCCAUACCAAAAUGUAUAUCGAAUCCAUGUCAAAGAAAUGGUUACGUAUUUUAUCAAAACAUGUGUCAUCAAUUGGGAAAAUUAGAUGGACCUUGUGGUUUAAUAAGUACAGGAAAUGGUAUAUUAGGUGUAAAUAGUACAACUUUUGAUGUUGAAUGUUUACCAUCUAGCGUAAGUCCACAAUUAAGUUCGUAUAACGAUCCAAUAUACAACGAUUUUUGCCCUUCAAAUAGCCGUCGCAAUUAUAAUGGUAAAUGUAAUCGUUCUGUCAUCGUUAAAUGAUUAACUAAGAGGUUAUUUAU